Aphidius gifuensis is the source of this 1192-nucleotide messenger RNA. RefSeq lists its product as uncharacterized. The coding region runs from base 298 to 1029 and encodes 243 amino acids. The record is from RefSeq and is a predicted model, not a curated record. The transcript is spliced from 3 exons. Lineage: Eukaryota; Metazoa; Arthropoda; Insecta; Hymenoptera; Braconidae.
GUUUGUUGUAAAAAUGUUUUAAUAUAAAAAAUAAAUGAGCCAAUAAGAAAUUGAAUAAAAAUCUCAGUCAACUGUACAAAUUAUUAUUUUUUUUUUUUAUAAUAGGAAAAAUUUUAGCCUUUUAAAAACUUUUUUUUAUAUUGAUGAUUUGAAAAUAAAUUUGUAAAACGAGUGGCGUCAUCUUUCCCAGGUUUCACAAGGAAAAUCUGGAAAUCUACAAUGGAAAUAAUGAAAAGCUAUUGAUUUUAUUUUUAAAAUUUUAUAAUAAUUUUUUUUUUUUUUUUUUUGAUAAUAAAUAUGGAUAGUUUGAUGAAUCUUCAGUUGGUUUAUCAACACAUAUAUGAAGAUUUAAAUAUUCGAAUUUAUGGUAAACCUGAUGAGACCUGGAAUGAUGUCACAAAGUAUUGCCUCAAUAAUUUACCAAUUUCUUUGUUCAAAAUUACUGAUUGGUAUUUAAUUGGAUACUUCAUCAUAGGAAUUAUCAUUAUAAUAUUUUGUGGAAUAAUUCGAAAAAUAAUUAGCAAAAAAUUUAUGAGAGUUCCUGAAGCCAUCGUUGAGUCUACAACUUUAAAUUGUGAGACAUUGAGAAAUCAGGAAGACAGUCAAAUAUCAUUGGACUUGACUCAAUUGGUUGGGAAACCUCUUGAAAUAUCAGAAAACAUUCACAAAACUUGGAUAACUACGAAUAAUCAAAAUUAUCAAAAAUUAUACGUUUUAACUGUUGAUGUUGAUGCAUAUAAAAAUCCAUCAGCAAAAGUAAGUGAAAUAUUCGAUGAUCCAAUUGACAGUAAAUCACAAAUAAUGUUUGAAGCACAAAAUUUAAUUGAAGAUAUAAUAAAUGAAUUAGAAUUGUCGUUUAAAAAUGAUAAGAUAACUGGUAAAUCAAUAUUUGAUUCAACAUCAUUAAAUCUUGAUUUUAAUAAUAAAUCAAUAAACUCACAUACUGAACAUCGUAAACUAGGAUCAAAAAUUCCAUUACGUGUUGUUUCACGUCAUCGAUUACAUUCAAAUAAAUUGGAUAUUCAAUAAAUCUUGAAAAUUUUAAUACAUUUAAUUACACGCCAAUUACCAAGACAAUAUUUUUAGUGUGCUUUUUUUAUACUACUACUUUUUUUUUUUUAUAUAUAAUAAAAACAAUUUUAAUUAUUUAUUUUUAUUUCUUAUUGUUGAAAAAUAAAAUAUCAUAUUUGUA